Hevea brasiliensis (rubber tree) is the source of this 752-nucleotide messenger RNA. Its product is annotated as FK506-binding protein 2. NCBI's taxonomy places the organism in Eukaryota, Viridiplantae, Streptophyta, Magnoliopsida, Malpighiales, Euphorbiaceae. Gene Ontology annotation, biological process: protein peptidyl-prolyl isomerization. Gene Ontology annotation, molecular function: peptidyl-prolyl cis-trans isomerase activity. Bases 98 to 559 code for a protein of 153 amino acids. The transcript is spliced from 6 exons. The record is from RefSeq and is a predicted model, not a curated record.
GCUUAGGCCGUGGAUCAAGGCACUAUAAUGAUUUCUACCCUGUAGCUAACCUCCUUCGAUCAUCUGUCUAGCAGACGGACACGGGAUCUCUGCAAAAAUGAAUGUGAGCUGCGCGUCGAUGGCGGCCUCGAUUUUCCUCUUGCUGGUGCUGUUUGCCUUGGCUUCGGCGAAGAAAUCAGGGGAUGUGACUGAGUUACAGAUCGGCGUGAAGCAUAAGCCUGAAUCUUGUGAAAUCCAGGCCCAUAAGGGUGAUAGAAUCAAAGUACACUAUCGAGGAAAACUCACAGAUGGAACUGUUUUUGAUUCCAGCUUUGAAAGGGGUGAUCCAAUUGAAUUUGAGCUUGGAAGUGGUCAAGUUAUCAAAGGAUGGGACCAAGGACUUUUGGGAAUGUGCGUAGGUGAGAAGCGAAAGUUGAAAAUACCAGCAAAACUUGGUUAUGGUGCUCAGGGAUCCCCACCUACGAUUCCAGGCGGAGCAACACUAAUAUUUGACACAGAGCUUGUUGCAGUGAAUGGAAAAACAUCAAGCGGAGGGAAAGCAAGUGAUAGUGAGCUAUAGUCACUAGCCGGAGCAGCUGUUCCUUUUCAUUUGUCAUAUUUUUCCUGGUAGCUUUUUCUGGCCGGUCAAAACAUUGUUUUAGAUACCAAGCAAACCAGAAAAUUGUUCAGUGUUUCAUUUGAGAUAACUGCCUUUCUGGCUACAUAAACUAGGCUUUUGUUUCUUGAUUAGAAUUUUCAUGAAGUUUAGAACU